Molecule: messenger RNA, 761 nt
Organism: Culex quinquefasciatus (southern house mosquito)
Lineage: Eukaryota; Metazoa; Arthropoda; Insecta; Diptera; Culicidae
Product: histone H2A
Exons: 1
Coding region: 184-576 (130 amino acids)
Cellular component (GO): nucleosome
Molecular function (GO): structural constituent of chromatin; protein heterodimerization activity; DNA binding
Source: RefSeq, a predicted model, not a curated record
ACGAUUUCGGACCUGUCAGCUCGUUUUGUUCGCGCAGAAUGGUGACGUAUGAACCGCCUUAUGGAUUGGAGACCACGCCCCUUUCGUCCCGUUCUCCUAUUCUUCCCGGUUAAAAGCAAAAUUUCCGAAUUUUUCACCAUCAUUCAAUCGACGACUGUCUGCUGAUUAACAACCUGCUCAUAGAUGUCUGGACGUGGCAAGGGAGGAAAGGUGCGUGCCAAGGCUCGGUCCCGGUCGGUCCGCGCUGGAUUGCAGUUUCCCGUGGGUCGGAUUCACCGGUUGCUGCGGAAGGGAAACUACGGAGAACGCGUCGGAUCGGGUGCCCCGGUGUAUCUCGCUGCGGUGAUGGAAUACCUGGCGGCGGAAAUUCUCGAACUCGCCGGAAAUGCCGCCCGGGACAACAAGAAGACGCGAAUCAUCCCGCGCCAUCUGCUGUUGGCUAUCCGGAACGACGAGGAGCUGAACAAGUUGCUGUCCCACGUGACCAUCGCCCAGGGAGGAGUACUGCCGAACAUUCAGGCGGUGCUGUUGCCGAAGAAAACGGAGAAGAAGGCGCCUGUGGCAGCCUCUGAGUAGAGCGAGAGAGAGAGAGAGGAGCAAACAAACCGUCCUUUUCAGGACGACUAAAAUAUUCACGAAAGAGUACUCUUGUUUAUCCUAGCUGGAAUAACAUUUGAAAAUGGUGUAUGGAUGGUUCAGAUUUGAAAACAUUCUUGAAAAGUUGUGUUUUGACAGCUACUUUUUUUUUGCCAGCCAGUAAA